UAUUUUAUUAUAUUUUAGUUAUUUUGUUAUUUUUGGUUGAUAUAUCUGGGGAUAUAUCUCUGGGGAUCAUCUGGGUGUCCUGGUCUCCGCUGACGAUCAGGGCUGUAGACAUCAUCUCUUGGUGCUGAUCCACCAUCUGAUCGGAUACGGACUGAGAAACAGACUAGGAAAGAAACAGACAAAUAUUAGCGUAGAUGCCAUUCAACUUACGAUGUAACGAGUACAUUGUGUGUUAUGGGGAGUGUUCCCGGUUCCGGUUGAUCUAAUUAAUGCAGCCUAACAAUCCUUUAACGGAUUUGAAUAAUAGAAGCGUAUUAAUGUGUUAUGUGUAAGCCAGGCUAAAGAGAUGGGUCUUUUUUGAGGUGUGACUCCAGGCCAUUAAAAGUAUUGGUCCCACUUUAUAUUAGGUGGCCUUAACUAAUAUGUACUUACAUUUUAAAUUAAUCAUUUGGUACAAUGCACUUAUUGUGUACAUACACUGUACUUAUAUUUUUAAAAAUACCUAUAUGUAAUUACAUCUGUAAUUCAUUUCUGUAAUUACAUUUAUAAUUACACUGUUGACCCAUCCCUUACACCUUAACCCACCCUUAAACCUACCCAUACCACCAAACCUGUCCCUAACCUCCCCGUAUCCCACCUCAAUAGCAGCAGAAGUGUUUUGCAAUACAAUAUGAACACAAUAAGUACAUUGUACUUAUUUUUUGAUGUAAGUACAUAGUAGUUAAGGCCACCUAAUAUAAAAUGUGACCAAUUAUUAGAAGAAUAAUGCGCUCCUGAAGUGGUAAUGUGGGCAUGAUUCUCUCUUGUGAUUUUGUUAAUUGUAUCCUUGCACCUGCAUCAUUUCUGAAACACUCAAGGCCCGGAUAUACUUCACUUUCCACGUUCCGUAUACUCAAAUGCGGAUGAGCGCGGAUGGAUGAGUUUGAUAAAUGUGCUGUACCACAGAGUAGACUCAUUCUGUCUCAACAUUCACCUCACGCCAUACUGUCCACACAGUCACGACAAUUGGGCUGCAAGCAGACAGUGUGCACAGACAUCCACGGACACUUCUGAUGACACAAAUUGUCUCACAGACCGUCACAAAAUACGGAUGGCUGAAGUAUACUUUGGGCUUCAGUGUUACAGCAGUUACUGCAGUUUUUAAGGCCGUCGUCCUUCUUCUCUGUAACUUGUGUUCUUUAAGUGUUUGUCUGGGACUGACAUCUAGUAGACAUUUAAAUAUCAGGGUUCCCCAUUCCUAGUCUAGGACAAUCACUUUCCUAAGUCAAGUACUUUGCAUUUACUUUAAUAACAGUCAGGUGUGUUGAAACUAAACUCAGCAGGAAUGAGGAACCUGCUUUACAGACUCACAGACGCCUGUUUUACACACGUCACUCAAACACAGAACCAGGAAACAGGAAUCACCUGAGUUCAGGGAAAGAGAAACUGAAGUGUAGUUGAGCUGUUGUGUGUUUGUGUCUCUGUAUUCAUGCAGUAAAAUGGCAGGAGCCAGAGUUUUUCAUGAUGAGUUCAUGUGUUCAGUGUGUCUGGAUCUCCUGAAGGAUCCUGUGACCAUCCAGUGUGGACACAGUUACUGUAAGAGCUGUAUUACAGGCUGCUGGGAUCAGGAGGAUCAGAUGAGAGUCUACAGCUGUCCUCAGUGCAGACAGACCUUCAGUCCAAGACCUGCUUUAGCUAGAAACACCAUGCUGGCUGAAGUGGUGGAGAAACUGAAGAAGACCAAACUCUCUGCUGACUGUGACGCUGGAGCUGGAGAUGUGCAGUGUGACGUCUGUACUGGAAGAAAAUACAAAGCCGUCAAGUCCUGUCUGGUGUGUCUGGAGUCUUACUGUCAAACUCAUUUUGAGCGGCACGAAGAGUUUCAUUCACGUAAACCACACAAAGUGACUGAUGCCACUGGACAACUGCAGGAGAUGAUCUGCCAGAAACAUGAGAAGCUCCUUGAGGUUUUCUGUCGCACUGACCAGAAAUGUAUAUGUAUGCUGUGUACGAUUAUUGAACAUAAAAACCAUGACACUGUAUCAGCUGCAGACCAGAGGACAGAGAAACAGAAGCAGCUGAAGGAGACGCAGAAGACGUUCCAGCAGAGAAUCCAGCAGAGAGAGAAAGAUCUCCAGCAGCUGAGAGAGUCUGUGGAGUCUCAUAAGCGCUCUGCACAGACAGCAGUGGAGGACAGUGAGAGGAUCUUUACUGAGCUCAUCCGCUCCAUUGAGAGAAGCCGCUCUGAGCUGAUACGGCUGAUCAGAGAUCAGGAAAAGCAAGCAGUGAGUCGAGCUGAAGGACGACUGGAGCGACUGGAGCAGGAGAUCAAUGAUCUGAGGAGGAGAGACGCUGAGCUGGAGCAGCUUUCACACACACAGGAUCACAUCCAGUUCCUGCAGAGUUUCCAGUCUCUCUCAGCUCCUCCUGAAUCUACAGACGUAAAUGAUGAUCUCUUCAGUUCUCUCGUCUCUUUUGAUGAUCUGAGAGAAUCUGUCCAUCAGCUGAGAGACAAACUGGAGGAUUUCUGCAAAGAGGAGCUCAAGAAGAUCUCAGACAGAGAAACAUUCACCAACAUUGUUCCCAGAACCAGGAACCACUUCCUACAAUAUUCUCAUCAGUUCACUCUGGAUCUGAACACAGUGAAUAAACGCCUCCGUCUGUCUGAGAGCAACAGAGUUAUUACUGUCACUGACACAGAUCAGUCGUAUCCUGAUCAUCCAGACAGAUUUGAUAAUUGGUAUCAGGUGUUGUGUAGAGAGAGUGUGUGUGGACGCUGUUACUGGGAGCUGGAGUGGAGUGGAGAUUAUGUGGGAAUAUCUGUGUCAUAUAAGAGCAUCAGCAGGAAGGGAUCGGGUGAUGAGUGUGUGUUUGGACGUAAUGAUCAGUCCUGGUGUUUGGACUGCACUCCCUCCAGUUACUCAUUCAGACACAAUAGCAUAAAGACUAAUCUCUCUGUGAAGUCCAUCAGCAGGAGAAUAGGAGUGUUUGUGGAUCACGGUGCAGGAACUCUGUCCUUCUACAGCGUCUCUGACACAAUGAGCCUCAUCCACACACUCCAGACCACAUUCACUCAGCCGCUCUGUCCUGGGUUUUGGUUUGCUUCAGGAUCAUCAGUGAAACUGUGUUGAUAAAUCAGACUAGACUGAUGAGAGAUUCUACCCAUAAUGCUUUGAGCUUCAUGAUGAAUCAGUAACAGUGAGAUGUUAUAGAGUCUCUUCUUUUCUCUUCAUGACUCUUUCUCUUCAGCUGAACUUCUGUCAGUGAAAUAACAUGAAUCAGAAUUAAUGUGUGUAAUAAAUCCUCAUAUAGACUGUAAGAUCAGUGUGUGUGAGUCCUGCUGAGUGACAAUGUGUUUCUGUGCUUUUCUCUGUUUGUGUUAAUUCAAAUCAAUAAUUUAGUUUUCAAUGUAGUGUCACAUCAAUCAUUUGUAUUAUUACUAUCAAAAAUACCUUUCAAUUCAAAUAAUCACACACAGUCAAUAAAUCAUUGUCAUUAUUCACCUUAUGGAGCUUCAGGCCUUUCCAGUAUUUGUGUUCUUAUGUCUUCUGGUGUCACAAGCUGCUGUUUUUAUUAUCAUUCAUUUAAUUGUUAACUGUUAAAGUUAUAUCAAAGUUACAAGUUACAUUGUUAAUAAUUUUAAAAAAAGGAAAAGGAAAAUAUAUUGUGUUCAAUUGUGUAAAUAACAUGACAUUUCAAGCUGUUAUAGCUCAUAUUUGUCACAGAUCAGUCAGGCCCUUCACUCCACCAAUCACAGCGUUCCACCUCUCCAGAGUUCUAAUCACGCACACCUGCACCUGAUCACAGCCUCAUCAUCACCCGCUACAAAAGAUCCUCUCACACUCACUUCACUGUCUGAUCUCGUUUCUCAAUGUGGACUCUGACAACACUGAAUCCUGCAAUCGAAGACCAUAUCCUUCCAAGAAAGUAUACUUACCUUGUUUGACCUACCUCCUGUAUUCUUCCUCCUUGUGUUGUCCUCUCUGUGUAGAGUUCCAAGUCUCGAAGUGUGUGUGUCAACCUGGAUCCCCUCGUCUCAUCUCGUCUUCCAACAUCCCUGGGAAAAGAGAAGCUAUCACCACCUUGUCACGACUACCCGAAUUACUCAACACAAGAUUAUCCACUCACCUCUCCAGUCUGCUCAAUGCACCUGUUUAAAAUAAAACCCACUUGUUAUUUACCUCUAACCUUUGUGUCCGAG
Molecule: messenger RNA, 4180 nt
Organism: Onychostoma macrolepis
Lineage: Eukaryota; Metazoa; Chordata; Actinopteri; Cypriniformes; Cyprinidae
Product: tripartite motif-containing protein 16-like
Exons: 6
Coding region: 1479-3110 (543 amino acids)
Molecular function (GO): protein binding; zinc ion binding
Source: RefSeq, a predicted model, not a curated record